UAAAAUGGCCGAAAGAAAGCGAUGAAGUUUCUUUUGUUGCUAAAUAAUUUUUCAUCUUCUAAACACUAGAAGUGCAAUAAAAAUGAAGGAAAUAAACAUAAAUAUUGAAGGCUACAAUGUUAACGGGAUAUGCGUCGGCUGCUUAAGCUAUAAUCGUCGUAUGUUUUAUCAUAGAGACAUCAAAGAAUGUUUCCGUUUGCUAGGAAAUAUUGACGUGCCGGAUGGUCUUGAAGUACAAGUAUGCUGGGAAUGCCUGGUUUACAUCAGAUCUGCUCUCAGGUUCAAGGAUCAGAUACUGCAGUCAUUUGAUUUUCUCAUCAAAUACUCUCAAGAGCGCACAUUCCUAGACUCCCCGAAUGACUUCCUACCCCACUGCAAUAGCAGAGUUAGCAGAUUUAUAACAACUGACGUGGAGUCCUGUGAUGUUGUGACCAAAGUGUCCGCUACUAAUGACAAAACUGUGGAAAUUAAGAUAGAAGAUGACGAUGUUAAGUUCGAAUUAGACACGUCAGAAGUGAAAGAAGAAAGUUCAGACCAUACAUACGCAGACAUAUUCCACGAGGUACCUCUACUGGACCAUGAUCUGACUUCCGAUGAGGAUGUCCAGCUGUCUAAGAUUAAAGAGAAGGAGGAAAAGGGACGGAAGAAGAGGAAGGAUGAGAGGAGACGGGAUAGGCAAAUCGAGCAAAAAGUGAAAAAGGGUAGAAAGUUACUGAAUCUACCGGAGAAUUUGGUAGAAUUGUAUACUAUGACAGAAGAUGAGAUGUGGAAAGUUAGAAUCGAAGAUCUGAACAGCAAGGAGUUUCAGAAAAUUAAAUAUAGGUGCGAUGACUGUAUCAAAGCAUUCAAUACGGAAAAGUUGAUGCAAGAUCACAUGAACGGAAAACAUCAACUGAAAGGCCCCGUCUGCCACCAAUGCAACAUAUGCAAAGCCUACUUCUUAACCAAGGAUAACGUCUCAGCACACAAGAAAUUACACCUACAGGCCUAUAAGUGUGUGCAGUGUGGCUAUACUAGCGCAGUCAAGCGCUGCAUGCUGCGCCAUGUAGCUACUCAUGCGGAAAUAAAUGCUCAUGUCUGUUACACCUGCGGCACUAGCUUUACUACAAAAUCGAAGUUAGCCUACCAUCGAGGCGUCUGCAGUCAAGAAAAACCUCAGUGUGAUUGUUGCGGGAAAGUGUUUGCCAACAAAAUGACGCUGAAAUACCAUCUCAACCGCAUGCAGCCGCAGAGUGGGGACGUUAAGCCGAAACCGAAGCUGUAUAUACCGUGCAAGGGAUGUGAUAAAGUCUUCCACACGAAGAAGAGCUAUAGAGCGCAUGCUGUUAUCCACGAGGGCCACUCCUAUCCUUGCCCUAUUUGUGGCAAACUCUUCCAAUGGAAGCGCAACCUAGCUCGUCACACUCGCAACCACCGCGAACGUGAUGCUGGCAACACUCAUGCCUGCCGCGCCUGCAACAAGACAUUCGCCAGCCGCGACUGUUACAACAAUCAUAUGCGGCUCAGCAAGAAGCACGUCUGCGCUGAUACCUUCCAACACGAGUGUAACUACUGUGGUAAGAAAUUUGCCACAAAAUGGUGUCUCACCGACCACAUAGAUUGGGAUCAUUUGAAGAUUAUCAAGUACCAGUGCAGCGUGUGUUUCAAGGCAUUUAAAACGGCUAAGAUAUUAGUAGUUCACGUCAAUAACAUACACGAAGGCAAGAAGAAAGAAGAGGAAGGUGAACAUUUGUGUGAAAUAUGUGGGAAAUCAUACAAGACGGUGAAACGCCUUAAAGGUCACGUAUGGUCAAUGCACACGAACCGGCCAAACAGCAAAGUGUACAAAUGUAAGCUAUGUCCGGCCACCUUCAUGUGGCAGACCAGCAUCUACAAGCAUACUAAGAUGAUGCACGACAAUAAGAAGAUCAAGCCGCCGCGACCUCCCCCAGUGAAGAAAGAAGAGCCCUACCCGGGAAUCGAACUCGCGAACCGAAUGCAAUACUUCCAACAAGCCAUUCCAGGAAACCUUAAUAUAGUGCAUUUACAACCUAUUGGAAUAGCUCAGAAUAUCGUGUGAAAAUCAGUGUGUAAUCCUAACUAAUAUUAUAAAUGCGAAAGUAACUCUGUCUGUCUGUCUGUGUGUUACGCUUUCACGUCUAAACCACUGAACUGAUUUUAAUAAAAUUUGGUACAGAGAUAGAGUUUACCUUGAGAAAGAACAUAGGAUGGUUUUUAUCCCGGACUUUUGAAGAAUUCUCUUGGAAACGCGAUAUAACCGAACUCUCCGCGGGCGAAACCGCAGGCGGAAGCUAGUAGUUUAUAGCUAUCAAUAUUCAAAAUCUUGAUGACAAUACGACGACAAAUAAAACCGAGUUCGAUAAUAUACUUAAAACCUUCUGCUAAUAAAUAGUGUGCUGAACCUCAUCAAAAUCAGUACAGCCAAAUAUGAGAUAAUUGCGCAUAAAUAUUUUAUCUACUUGAUGAUUCGAUAAACUUAAAAAGAACUAGUGCAGUUCUUUUUAAGUUUAUCGAAUCACCAAAUUAAUCACUGAUUAAAAAAAUUCUUUCACUGUUGGGGCGCUACACUCUUCCCGAGUAACAUAGGCUAUAUUUUAUCCCGGUACGGGCAGUAGUUCCCACGGGACGCAGGUGAAACCGCGGGAAAACGGCUAGUUGUUUAUAUUUAGACUGAGAAAAUAAAUUAGAGGUAUACGAUAUUUAAUUUAUUGUCGUAUUGUUAUCAACAAUUUGUAUUUAUGUAAUUUGAUUAAUAAUACAAGCUGUUGAUUUGCAUCCGUGCCAUAUAAGGACGUAACUAUGCUAAUGAUUCUUGACCCAAAUCAACAAAAAAAUUUUUUUUUUUU
Molecule: messenger RNA, 2846 nt
Organism: Helicoverpa zea (corn earworm)
Lineage: Eukaryota; Metazoa; Arthropoda; Insecta; Lepidoptera; Noctuidae
Product: zinc finger protein 345-like
Exons: 14
Coding region: 83-2059 (658 amino acids)
Biological process (GO): regulation of transcription by RNA polymerase II
Cellular component (GO): nucleus
Molecular function (GO): DNA-binding transcription factor activity, RNA polymerase II-specific; RNA polymerase II transcription regulatory region sequence-specific DNA binding
Source: RefSeq, a predicted model, not a curated record